CUCCAUUUAUAUUAAACCUUUCACCUUUAUUUAUCCAGGUAGGCCAAUGAAGAACAGAUUCUGUUUUGCAACGUCGAUUUAGUUGCAGACAUUAGAGUAAAACGUGGCAAAUACAAAUGUAUCAACAAACUUGCAAUGCGACGUACACAAAACAAAAAAGUACACCCGUUUCAGAACCAUUAUAGAACACAACUUUGAGUGAUUUGAAAAAUGUAAUGUUGUUCUAUAGAACGUAUAUAAAAUAGAGAAGCGCAAUAUUUGGACAAAUCUUAUCUUAUAGGACAAUGUAGUUUGAUAAUUACAACCGUUUGAACGCGAGUUUUUAAUACAGUACAUCAUAUUCAUGUAUUAACAGAUUUAAACAGGAUUGCCGGCGACCGUUAACUGCUGGUAUUUUUUUCAUCGUCAUGGAUGAAUACAGUAUUGCGUAUGAAGAAUACAUUUAAGGUUCGAAAAGGAUAACCAUACUAUAUCCGUUUUUUCUUAUUUAUAAAGUGUCGGUCAUGAGACCUCGGAGCGCUCGGUAGCCUCCGCCACACACCACACAUGGACGUCCUGAAUAUCUUUAAAUGUAUUAUGUAUGUCCAUAUGAAUGCGCCAGGCCUCGCGGAUCACCUGGGCGGACGGAGGGCGUGGCCUGUGGGACUCGCGUAAAUGACGUCACCGACGUCUAGCGGCCAGUCAAACAAACAUGGCGAGAGAAUGGAGAGGCCAGCAGGGUUACAUCGUCACUGUCCUCCUCUUCCUGUGCAGCGCGGACGGAGCUCGCUCGGAGGCGGCGGCCGGCGGGGGACGAGCCGGCGACGGCGGGGGAGGAGGAGGCGGCGGCGGUGGAGGUGGCGGCACGCAGGUGCUCGGGAUGCGGCUGGAGACGAGCGACAAGCCGGCCAGCACCGGUGACGACGGCGUCCUGCAGGUGACCGAGGACAGCACUGUGCAGCUCCGCUUUUACGGCCUGAGGCUGCACCCUGGCGCCUGGACGCUCAUUCGCUUCACGGAGCUUUCCGCGGGCGGGGAGGAGGAUGCAGGUGACAGCGGUAUCUGCUCAGAUUUCACGAAGGACAUCGCGGUCGGGACCUUCAUGAACGUGAGCGGCCGGGGGACGUCGGGGCUGCUGCGCGUGCACGUCAAGCCGCUGCGCAAGAGCGAGCCAAGCAGCGAAUACGCGCUGUGUACGCGCAUCGACAACCAGGAGGACGACGACGCUGGCGACCACCGCCGCGGCGGACGCUGGCAGCUGCUGGGCGACCACGACGGGCACCUGCUGGUCGUGGAGGAGAAGAAGUCGCUGCUGCCGCUGUGGCUGCAGGUGAUCCUGAUCUCGUGCCUGCUGGUGUUGUCGGGCAUGUUCAGCGGUCUCAACCUGGGCCUGAUGGCGCUGGACCCCAUGGAGUUGCGCAUCGUGCAGAGCUGCGGCACGGACAAGGAGAUGAAAUACGCGCGCAAGAUCGAGCCCAUCCGCAGCAAGGGCAACUACCUGCUGUGCUCGUUGCUGCUGGGCAACGUGCUGGUCAACACCACGCUCACCAUCCUGCUGGACGACUUAAUCGGCUCGGGACUGGGCGCCGUGGUGGCCUCCACCGUGGGCAUCGUCAUCUUCGGCGAGAUCGUGCCGCAGGCGCUGUGCUCGCGUCACGGGUUGGCGGUGGGCGCCAACACCAUCGGCGUGACAAAGUUCUUCAUGCUGCUCACCUUCCCGCUCAGCUUCCCCGUCAGCAAGCUGCUGGAUGUGCUUCUGGGUCAGGAGAUCGGCACCGUGUACAACCGCGAGAAGCUGGUGGAGAUGCUCAAGGUGACCGAGCCCUACAACGAUUUGGUCAAGGAGGAGCUCAACAUGAUCCAGGGGGCGCUGGAGCUGCGCACCAAGACGGUGGAGGAUGUCUUGACGCCGCUGGCCGACUGCUUUAUGAUCCAGGCGGACGCCGUGCUGGACUUCGACACCAUGUCCGAGAUCAUGGAGAGCGGCUACACGCGCAUCCCCGUCUACGACGACGAGCGCUGCAACAUCGUGGACAUCCUGUACGUCAAGGACCUGGCCUUCGUCGACCCGGACGACUGCACCACGCUCAAGACCGUCACCAAGUUCUACAACCAUCCCGUUCACUUCGUCUUCCACGACACCAAACUCGACACCAUGCUGGAGGAGUUCAAGAAAGGUAAAUCCCACCUGGCCAUAGUGCAGAAGGUGAACAACGAGGGCGAGGGCGACCCCUUCUACGAGGUGCUGGGAUUGGUCACCCUGGAGGACGUCAUCGAGGAAAUCAUCAAGUCGGAAAUCCUAGACGAGUCGGACCGCUACACUGACAACCGCAACAAGAAGCGAGUGGACGCCAACAAGAACAAACGAGACUUCUCGGCGUUCAAGCAUGACGCUGACGCCAAGACAAAGAUCUCGCCGCAGCUCAUGCUGGCCGCGCAUCGCUUCCUGGCCACAGAGGUGAGCCUGUUUGGUGGCUUCCAUGUCACCGAGAAGGUCCUGCUGAGGAUCUUGAGGCAUCCCGACGUCGUGCAGGAGCUGAAAUUCGACGACAAUGACAAACGCGCCCCCCAGCACUUCCUAUACCAGCGUGGCAAGCCUGUGGACUACUUUGUGCUUAUUCUACAGGGUCGAGUUGAGGUGGAGGCGGGAAACGAGAAUAUGAAGUUUGAGACGGGACCCUUCUCCUACUACGGCGUCAUGGCGCUCAGCACGCCAUCGCUGGCCGUGACCCCCCCUCUGUCCCCGUCGGUGGCGUCCCCCCCUCCGAGGCGCCUCUCUCUUAAGAGGUUUUCCGUGUUCUCUCGUUUCCCAGAGUUCCGCUCUCCGUCGCAUGGGGGCAACCUGAACCGCUCGGCGUCCAUCAGCUGUAGCGAGCGCGGCGGCGCCGCGGAGAGCGGCUCCAUUGGCGGCAGCAACAGUCAAAUCGCGGCAACUCCUUUCCAGUACGUGCCGGAUUUCUGCGUGCGAGCGCUCAGCGACCUGCAGUUUGUCAAGAUCACGCGAGCGCAGUACCAGAACGGCGUGCUGGCGUCGCGUCUGGACAGCACGCCGCAGUCCCCCGAGGGAAGUCAACAGCGUCUGGACACGGCGGUGCCUCCCGUCACGCCGUCGGGCGGGCGCCCCCUGUUGCCUCUCGCCACGCCGCCAAUCAAGCGUCUACAGUCCAACGCUCAACCCAUCCGUACCGCUCAGCCGCCACCCAGCGGCACCGCCGCCGGCGCCUUGGCGCGGCGCCCCAGCCAGUCGGCACCUCCAAGCGACCAGGUCAUCCAAGCGUCGCCGCCCGGGGACGUGGAGGGCGUCCCGGGUGAGACCGCCACGCUGCUGGGCGAGCAGCGUAACUGCGCGGACCCCCGGCGGCCCGCCCUGCCCCUCACCCACCCACACGCGCAUACCGAGAGUACCAUUUGACACGCAUCACUUCCUGUUCCCCCGUGACGCCACCCAAGAAGAGCGAAAAGGAUCUGCAUGUCGCCAUUGAUAAAUAAUGACCCGAUGACCACUUUCUCAUCUACUUUUUCCUUGGCGUUUCACCGAUGGUGCUUUUCUGUGAGAAAACCACCAACAUGGACCAGGUGUCCCGAAGUCGACCCCAUGAAUUUACCAGAGGUAACAAUCGUUGAUGAGCAAUGACCCAGUAGGCCCUUUGACACUGUCCAUCGUAUCGUUUUUUUUCCACUUCUUGCUGUCUGAGAGGCACCAAAACAGAAAGGCCAUGUCAACGUUGCCCCACAAAUUUUCUGGCUUCAGAAGUAAUAUUGGGUGUCACAAAGGGUGGGGUGGAGGGCGAGGGGUGAUAACCAUCUAGCCCCUUUCACGCUGUCCAUCUCAUGUGUCUUUUUCCUGUCGCUGUUCACUGUGAAGACAUCAACACGGUACAGUGGAUGUGAAAGUCACACUGGCUUCACAGGUGAUAUCUGACAGAGAGGAAUAAUAACACUCUAACCCCCUUUCACGCUGACACUUUCCUUGUGUUAGAUGUUCAUUGUGAAAAGCAACAACAAAGAGCUCCCCAACUUCCGGAUAACCGAGUUGAAUGAAGGCCCACUGACCCCUUUCACAUUGUCCAUGUAAGCCGGCUACUUUUUCCGGUGUCACUAGCCUGGGAGAAAGGUACUGAUGCGCUUUGCCACGAUUUUGAUUGAUUCUGAGAUUGUUACGGAGAAGAAGAGCAGGGCUGCGUUCAGGAACAUUCAGGGUUCGGGACACUUGACUUUUGGGGCAUUAUUCUGACAAAAGGUGUUUAUAUAAUAUUUAUUUAUUUAUUUAUUUAUUUAUUUAGGACUCUGGUGAUAUUUGUUUUAUAUUGGGCGUGAGGUUGAUGGCCCGGCUGCUAUGUUGUUAGCAUCGUUAGCUCCUCCAUCACUGUGAUCUGAAAAACUGAUGUCACCGUAUUUCAACAAAAGGUGGUUGUCGAUGUUGCUGAGUCACAAGCUCACUUUAAGCAUGUUUGACCACAUUUUUUUUUCCAUACAAAAGGGAUCGUGGCGAAUUAGCAUUAUGUUUCGCUCGCCUUUAAAUGUGACGCAGCAGCUAGCGCAGCGUUGCCGAGCAUCGUGGUAAUUGAAAAUGUAACGUCACAUACGCCAUUAUCGGCACACAUAUGUGUGCAGCCACUAAAAGGGAAUUUUUCUUUAAUGCUAAGGUUAGCAGGUUGGGCGGUGUACUAGUGGUUAGGACAUCCGCCUCAUUGUGCUGAGGUUUAGGGUUCCAAUCUAAGCGUGUUCUACCAGUGGGGUCUUGAAUCCCUCAUUCCAGAAACACAGUAGCUUCUUUGAAGACUUUAAAUUAUUAUAAAUUGUGAAUGUUGUUUGUCUAUAUGCUAUAUGUGCCCCGCGAUUGACUUGAGACCAGUACUAGGGUACCUCUUAGUAUCUCUGACCAAAUGUCAACUUGUUGGCGAAGUUAGCAUGCUAAGCUAAACGGCUAAUGUCAGCCAUGGCUUCAUGUUUAACUUGUGGCUGUGUCUUUUGAGACACUUUCUGUGUAUUUAUUAACUGUGGAGGUUAGGAAUUCAGCACGUUUACACACAAAGACUAAUGGACAAACGUACCAUCGCAUGCCGUAUCAACCUUUAGCCUCAAUGCUAAGCUAAACUGUCAUUAGGGUAGAUUCAUUUACAUAUACACACACACAUUCAUAGCAACACUGGAAAGAAUGCAAAUCGGCUAACAAAUGCUAACACUUCAAGCACGUAAUCUUAUUUAUGAAACUAUGAUGUAAAGGGAAAAAUAUUUAUUUAAAAUGGAAAAAAAUACAUAAGCUAGCACUUUACACUUGUGAGGCCUACGACCAGUCUUACGUUUUUUUCAACUAGAAAAUUGCCGAGUUAGUGGGAAUUAUGCGUGUCCACACUGUAAAUAAGUAACAUCUGGCGCUUAGUUUUACCCGUCGUUCAACAAAGAGAAAUAAUUGGUUCCAAAGAAAUUAUCACUUCCAACUAAUUCUAGGAAAUUGCCACAGUGGUUGGGAAGCACAAGUCUACGCUUUCCAUCCGAAGCAUGUAGGAUGUUUUGAUCCGUCAGUGGGAAUGUUGUUUUACAACGGUACUUGAACACAUCACAACACCAUGAAAGCACAAUAUUCUUGUACUGUUCGGGAAAUAAGCGUUGUCUUUGCUACUCUUGUUGGCUUUAUCGGGCGGGCCCUGGGAAGCACUCGUAGCCUUUUACCGUACGUGGCGGAAUGAAGCCGCCUGCAGGUUGACUGUGGGUACAUGUGUGUCGCUUUUGCAAAUUGGCUACUGUGAAAUGUAAAAAAACAAAAACAAAAGAAAGAUACUUUAGUGACAUUAGUGUCCUCUAUUUAUUCUUGGUUAGUUUGCACUGAAUCAAAUUAUUUUUUUGUGUAAAUAUCUGAGCAGAUGAUACUCAAAUAUAUAUAAGUAUGUAUAGAAAAGCUAUACAGUGAAGCCCCGUUUAUCGUGGGGAAGACAUACCUGGUGAAAAUCCAAAUGAAAAGCCAAGCGUGUUUGCUUUAAGCUGCUUAUUUGCCACUCCCAGUUGAAGUUACCUUUUUAUAAUUCUCACAUAACAUAACAAAAAAACAAAAACAUUGUACUGUAUAUCGAAAUACCCAAAUCUUCAAUCAAGACAUGAUUGUCUGCCAGCUUAAUGCUAACAUAUAAUAAUCACCAUGUUGAUGUUAUGCUACUUCCAAACCAUCAAACAACUGCGAGUUUAAUGCACACGGAGCAGGAGCCCAUACAAACUGAUACGGAAAAAAAAUAAUUCAAGAUUGUUUAUUGUGACACGAAAAUGUUCAACCAAACUAUUUCAUCAAAUGAAAGUUUGCUAGCUUAAUGUUAGCCAUAUGCUGAACCCCCACAUAAGGGGAAAAUGAAAUGAACAACGACAUUACGGAAUUGUAAAUCUUUGAACAACUGCUACUUCACAAACACACGGAGCAGCUACACAUACAAACAGUAAUAACUAGUAGUGAAGCUCAGGGUUAGUUUACUUCCUGUGUCUUCUUCUUCUUGUUAAUGAUGCUGGUUGUCUUCCAGUUGAGCUCAGUGCUGCCCGACAUCUUCUGGCACAAUGUGGUACUACACAAAGGUUUCAUCGCUCUUAAUUGGGACAUGCCUGUAUAUCCCCAAAAGCCAUUAAAAAAAAUACUUCAAAAAUCUGCGAUAUAGUGGGGGUUCACUGUAUAGAAUCAACCUUUAUGUCAGAUUAUUAUGGGAUGUUCUCUGAGCAAUAAAUAGCGCACAAGCUUUGACCUCAUAUUCCCCGCUCAUCCUAUGUAGCAUUUUGACAACCAAAGUUUUGAUUUCCGCCGCCGUCUUCCUCACGGUCCUUCUCCUCACAAAUAUUCAACUUCUUGCUUGAUCCUUCUUUCCUCAUGCACGUUUUGGCGGCUAUGUUGGGAGCACUCCAACCUGAAAACUCUUUGUCCUCAUUAGUAAGAAUUCAGAAUGACUGUGUCUGACUAGUAACUUUUGGUCUACUGUUAUGCAAUAUAACUACUGCUGUGCUGCAGCAGUAACACUAGUAGGCACUAGUAUCUUAUUGGAUCUAGUGCUUCACUAGUAGCACGCUGUUUUAAACUAUUGCUCAUUUUCCCCUUGCGACUAGGAUGCCAAAGUUGCUACUUGUGAGGACAAAGAGUUAACUAAUUCGUAGACGUUAAGAUGGAUAGCAAGGAUAUGGAAUAAAUGUUCCAAUGGGUUUCCAUAGACAUCACCAUCCUUCCUUGUGCAUCGCUUUCUUGUAAUAUUGACAAAUUCACAAUAAUAAGACCAAUGGAAUAUUCUGUGUUGGACAGUGCAGUUAAGUCGAGUUUUGGAUGCAAAGGUCUUUUCGAAAGACACUUAUUAACAAAUUUGACUUUGCCGGUGAAUAUUUAGCGUGUCUUAUGCAAUGUUUGAUGGCCGGGAGUGCGUGCAAUGUGUACAUAUGCUGUCCUGUUUUAUAAAAGGCAUCAGAAGAAUCUGUCACGGGUUCAUGAAUAAACAUGACUUCUAUUUCUCUACACAA
Messenger RNA from Hippocampus zosterae (dwarf seahorse), 7458 nucleotides. Its product is annotated as metal transporter CNNM4. Bases 692 to 3391 code for a protein of 899 amino acids. Gene Ontology annotation, molecular function: sodium ion transmembrane transporter activity; magnesium ion transmembrane transporter activity. The record is from RefSeq and is a predicted model, not a curated record. Gene Ontology annotation, cellular component: plasma membrane. NCBI's taxonomy places the organism in Eukaryota, Metazoa, Chordata, Actinopteri, Syngnathiformes, Syngnathidae. The transcript is spliced from 10 exons. Gene Ontology annotation, biological process: magnesium ion homeostasis; magnesium ion transport.